AUUUUUAUCUUAAUCGAUAGUUAGGGAAUAGGCCACUCCGUAUUUUCGCCCCCUUUUGCAGCUUUUUGACUCGAUCAGGGGCUCAAGAACAGGAGUGUCGAAGUUGUUGGUGACUGCAGGAUCGGCGGUAGGCGGCAGCUGCCGGCAGCGCCGCGCUCGCCAGCCAUGAGUGUAGGCGGGGGCGGGGGCGUGCGGCCGCCCUCGCCGGCCGAGCCGCUCGACGACCCGGGCCUCAUGUUCCGCCGGCUGGAGCAGGCCGACACAGACGAGGCCGGUCACAUCAAGGAGCUGUUCAGGGAAAACCUGCGCGGACCGACCGGCGAGGCAUGGCUCCUGAACGGUCUGAUUGACUACUACGUGAGCACCGGGUCGGCCCGCUGCCUGGAGAUCCUGCUCACCUGUGGGGACGGCAACUCACGCGCCCUCAUCGAAAGGCUGCACCAGCUGCUGAAAUCUCCGGAGCAGCGCGGCGCCGGCCUCCGGCUGCUCGGAUACUAUGUGCGCAAACACCCCGUCUGGCUGAGAAAGAUCGUCACCCAGCCCAGCCCGAGCAUCGUCAAGGAUCUGUUCAGGAUCAUUAAGUCUGAGUGUGAAGUGCAAUGUAUCAUCUCGGCGGCGCUGAUCCUCGUCAUUCUGAUGCCCAUGUUUCCCGUGGCGCUGGUAGACUUCAUCCAGGACCUGUUUCAGGUGCUCAGCCGACUGACGCAGAUGGUCUCCAGUCCGUCAACCCAUCUGAGUCAGACACACCAGCUGCACCUGCACGUGGCCACGUACUCGUACUUUGUACGAGUGUACGCCAUGUACCCGUGUAACCUGCUCAGCUACCUGCGUCAGCACUACGGCCAGCGCGACAGCCUGCCCGUCUUCAACAGGACUAUACGGCCACUGCUGCAGCACGUGCGAAUGCAUCCCCUGCUGGUGACCGGUUCCAACUCGACCGAGACAUCGCCGCACCGCUGGCAGCGCAAGGAAACGCACGACAUCGUGGCAGAGUGCUCACAUUUCUCACUGGAUAUUCUGGAGGCGUCAGCGAUGGACAACGUGAGCGGGCCGCUCUGGAGCCUGUCUGCGCACGAUGAGGCUGACGCUCUGGGUCCGACGGACGUCGGUCUGGGCGACCAGGAGGUGCUGGGCAUCCACGACAUCCUCUGCUCGCCGGCCACGUUCGCGGCCCGCUCGGCGGCCGGGGAGGCGGAGGGAGGCACCGGCUGUGAGACAGCCGUGGAGGCCACGCCGGAGAGCACCCCGGCGCCGACGCCGACCGUCACACCGCAGCGGGAUUUAGAGAACCCUCCACUACUACGGCCCACGUCGGCCUCUGUCCAGGCGUCGCACGCGCUGGCAGCCCUGGUCGGCCCCAAGCAGACGACCCCGACUACCACCGACUCGACUCCCACCUCACCACAGAAGAAACCGGCUGCACCCUUCAGGUUUAUUGAAAGUGACCACUCGCAGCAGCAGCAGCAACAACAUCCCUUCAGCGGCCGACUGGGUCAGGUUCUGACCGAGCGGGCCGACUCUGGAGGCGGUGCUGCCGGCGGCGGCGGCCAGCAGGAGAGAGCCGCCCUCGUCGAGGAGGCGGCCGCCCCCGCGCCGCUGCCGUCAGUCAGCGGCCUGCGCGACCGGCGCACCUCCGGCAAACUGAGCCCCAUCAAACUGAAACUGGCGCCGGUGGUAUCCCCGGUGCAGUUUGCCGAGGGCCCGCCGCCAGUCACCCGGCCGGUGCCCCGCACCUCGGGCACCUCCGGCUCGUCGUCGGCGUCGGGCGGCGCUCCGUGGCGCGGCCCGGGCACCCCGUCCCGGCCGGCCACCGGCGACUGGUCCGACUGCGCCGCCGACCACUCGGCAGAGGACCGCGAGGUCAGCGACCUGACCCGGCUGCAGCCGCCGACGGCCGCCACCUCCGGCAACCUGACGCCGUUCGCGUCGACCACGGCGCAGCUGACGCAGGCGCACCCGCUGCGGCUGCCAGUGACGGCGGCGGCGGCCAUCCCGUGCCGCUCGGCCACCGGUGACCGAGAGGAGGAGGACUCACCGCCGCCGGUGCUGGCCGCCUCGCUGCCGCAGAGUCGGCUCGACUUCGACCUGGUGCGCCACAUGACCCGCUACUACAGCCAGCACGUGCUGCCGAGCCGCCAGCACCGGCGCACCAGCUCGUGCCCGGACGUGGCGGCGCUGACGGAGCCGGCGCCGGCGCCGGCGGUGACGCCCGCCCGUCAGCCGCCGACGCGCCGCUCCGACACCGGCUGUCAGACCGAGGACACGCACCACCCGUCGGCGUACGAGCACCUGCUGACGGUGGCGCUGCCGCCGCCGCCGGCCGUCCCGCACCAGCAGGUUACACUAUCGCCGCACCAGCUGCUACGUGAGCACGUCUCACAGACGAUGCCGAACGCCCGCCUGAUGCACGAGCUGCUACUGUACGAGCGGUACAAGCGCGAGGUGCACGCCCACAGAAACCGACGCCUGUUCGACCGCACGCGCGCCACCCGACGACUGGAGGAGGAGAAUCGCGAGCUGAAGAGACAGGUGGAGGUGAUGUCUGUAGACGUGGCCGAGUGUAACCGGCAGCUGCAGCUGGUGAAGCGGCAGGCGGUGCGCGCCGGCGAGGAGCACCGAGCCGCCGCCCUCCGGCUGGAGCACCGCGCCGCAGAGGAGUGUCGUCUGCGCGAGCAGCUGGAGGCGCGGCUGGAGGAGCAGCGCCGCGCCAGCGACCAGCUGGCGGCGCAGCUGCGACAGCAGGACGAGCAGCUGCAGCAGGCCCGCUGCCAGCUGCUCGACACCGAGCGGCAGCUGGCCUACUCGCAGGAGAAGGCGCUCAGAAAGUCGGAACUGGAGGCGCGUGUGCUGGAGCUGGAGCGCCGUCUGCUGAUGGUCGGCCAGCUGCGGCAGCCUGUCAGUGGCGUUGCGCCCUCCGCCGCCGACCCGGCCGCCGGCGGCGACCCGUGGGCUCAGCUGGAGCCGCCGCCACCGCCGCCAGACGAGGAGGGUCGCCGCCGCGCCGAGGCGGUCGCCAGCGGCCUGGAGCAGCAGCUGAGAGACCGAGAGCUGACCAUCAGCGAGCUGCGCCGGCUCAUGGAGGCCAUGCGCGUGCGUCACCACGAGCAGAUUCAGGCGAUGGAUGAGCGGUACCAGGCGGUGAAGCAGCACCUACAGAUGGCCGAGACGCGUCUGCUCAGAGUCUCGGAGCCGGGCGGACAGCGCAGUAACGGCGCCGAGCUGCCGGCGCCGACCGGAAAGGCGGCACGCGCCGACCCCGGCACCUGGGACCUGCGUGACGCCAUCUGAGACUGAGAGAGUACUGGCCGUAUCGGCCGCCAGGGGCGCCACCGCCGCGGACUGGGUAAUCAGGCGCUGUGAGCCGGGCAUCGCCGCCCGCCGGGGCGCGCUUCGGUGUGUGCCAGUGGAGCGGGGACUGACUGAAUGAAUGGUGUACGGAGCUACCGAUACGGGAAAACGCCUAGGUAUAUAUCUUUAUAUAAGGUGCAGUUACGCGGAAAACAUUUACGCCAAUCGUGAUUCGGUGCAGAGUGGGUCGCCGAGCUUCUGGGGGUCACUGGAGCUAGCAGAGUGUGAUUAUUUUGUUGUUCGUUUGGCUCUUUUGAGUUGGCCAUUACGCGUUAUUGCCCGGUCGGGAAGACAUUUGUUCACUUUGAGGCUUGAAUAUACGUUUAUCCUUUGCAA
Amphibalanus amphitrite is the source of this 3684-nucleotide messenger RNA. Its product is annotated as hamartin-like. Gene Ontology annotation, cellular component: TSC1-TSC2 complex. The transcript has 16 exons. The record is from RefSeq and is a predicted model, not a curated record. Bases 166 to 3288 code for a protein of 1040 amino acids. Gene Ontology annotation, biological process: negative regulation of TOR signaling; negative regulation of cell population proliferation; regulation of cell cycle. Lineage: Eukaryota; Metazoa; Arthropoda; Thecostraca; Balanomorpha; Balanidae.